AUGGGCCUCUUUGGGCGCUUACGAGCGUCGUCGAACGCUGCAAAGGACUCAAAGUCGUCCGACGCAUCGUCGUCCAUAGCAGGCAGCCCACACACGCUGCGACGCUCGCCGUCGACCUUUCUCUUGUCGGCGUCGUCGUCGUCGUCUGGCACCACAGCAGCAACCUCGCCCUCUAGAGCAGACCGCGCAUCGGGAUCCACCGUCGCGUCCACAAGGCAUUCUCGUCUGCCAUGGAAGCGUGACAAGCCGCCAGCGCUGCCACCACUCAACCGCGACACGACACCAGUGACCUCGCCUGCCCGUGCCCGUGCACCGUCAGCCGCUGCCGUCGUCGUCCCGACGAUCACCACACACGAGCCUUCACCCCGCAAGCUCAACCCACCACCACAGUCGUAUCCUUCACAUGCGGUUAUCAAACCCAUCCCGCCCUCAAUGUCGCCAGACGGCUCACAUACACGCAACGCUUCGCAGCAGACCGUCGUUUCAUUGCAGAGCACGUUCACGGCACAUUCCAAGGCCAGUGACAACUCUGGCGAGUGGAAAAAGGAAGGCGGGAUCUUGGGGAAGCUCGGCUUUGAGAGCGAUGACUGGAACCUCGAGCGCACCACACAACCAUCCACGUCUGGAGCGUCCAGGUCAUCGUCGUCGGGACGCACAGAACGAGACCGCCAACGAGAGCGCGAGCAGCAGCAGCAGCAGCAACAGCAGCAACAGCCGCCGCCUCCGCCGCUGCCACGCCAACCUGGCAGGGCUCCCGGACGUGACCAGCAACGUGAAACAUCGUCCUCCGGUCCCGACGCGCACCCCGUUAUCCCCAAACGGUCUCCCAUGCGCAAGAUGCAAGCGCUUUCGGCGCCUACCCUCUCCAUCAACACGAACCCGGCCAUCAACGUGCGGCCCACGUCCACCGUCUCGGCAGCAGACACGGAAGACACCGUAGAGGAGAUUCGCGCAAGCCACGAGCAAGACGAUGACAAGAAGGCGUUCGGAUGGAAGAGGGGAGUGCGCAAGUCAAUCGACCAGGCACCAUCUCCACCUCCGGUAACGCGUCGUCCAGUGUCGCACGUUGGAGGCGACCGCCCCGCUCAAGUUCGUCGUCCGUCGUCUUCUCUCUUCCACAACCCCUUUCAAAAGUCCCAAUCCCGUGUCUCGCUCGCGUUCGACCUCGAUUCGCCAACCGUCGACGAUGGUUCGUUCCAGCUCAAGGCGUUCCGGCACAUCUCUGGAGCGUCGGACGCUGGAGAAGGGUACGACCAGUACAUGUCACUGGUGGGUGCAGCAGACCCGACCCCACCCGUCACACCCAAUCCUCGGCAUUCGCAGGAGAUUGGCUUGGGUUCGCCGCUCGCAGCACCGCGUCCUCGCCCGCCAAGUGCCGCCGGAUCAGUGGACUCUGGGUCGCGCGUGUCUGUCGCGGCUUUCCGCAAGGGAAUCCGUCGCCCCAGUUCCUCUGUUCUUCUGGACGGGGCCGACGACGACGACGACGAUAUCCCUCUGUCGCUGAGCCGCGCCAAGUUGGGCGGCGGAGGCGGUGGUGAGCACCCGAUCCUUAGGCGCGACACUUCAGCCCUUUCCCUCACGGACGCGCCUUCACCUCCUGUGCAGUCGACAGUCUCCCUUGCGCCUGCAUCGCCGACGAUCGAGUCGCCGCGCGGACCGAGUCCUUCGAGCAGGAAUAACGCAGACAAGCGCCACAGUCCCCACCCUCCAUCUGCAGCCAAGGCCUUUGUUGUCCGUGGUGGCAAGUCUUCACGUUCGACUCUGGACGACAAGAGUGAAGUCAGGCCGACUCCCAAGUACUCUCCAGUUCCGCCGCGCCGGGAGCGUCUUCCCUCACCAUUGCCCGUGGCAGCUGUGGACACUUCGCCACUCCCCAAUCGCGGCGCUUCUCUCGCAACUCCCGUCAACAUGAGUAACGAUACCAUUUCUCUCUCGUCCCCACCUCUCACUCCCACCAAUGCCUAUGGUUCCAAUGCCGCAUCUCCUCAUACCUCCAACCGCAGGCUCAGCAUGUCUCCAACCCCGCCUCGCCCUGCACCGCUGAGGAUACCCGAGCCACAGGUGACGUCCGUCGACCUAAAGGACCUCAAGCUUCCGCCGCGUCCAAGCGAGCUCGAUGACGAACCCCUCUUGCCUCCCAUGCGGCCCGACUCGCAGCCUCCCAGCCGCGGUUCGCCUCUUCUCUCGUCCUUGUCACCUGUCAUUGAUGAGAAUGUCCGUCGCAUCUCGGGGCUCUGGGGUGGCGGUGCUGCUUCGCCCCACAGCGAGGACAGCUCCAAGGAGGAAGGCUUUGACCCGGCCGUCGCAGCAGCACAUGCCUCCCAGCCGAACGGGGCUCGUUCACCGGAUGGAUACCUUACGCCCGAGGGACAGCUGUCGCCAUCUGGCUCCAACGCCAGGCUGAGUCUCUACGACCGCCUGUCGUCUGUCACGUCGGUUGUGGGCUCGACUGCGACCAACGUCGUUGCCAAUGCGUCCUCGGCACUGAACGGUUCGGAGAGGCUUUACAUCCCACCCUUGCCUGUGUCGCCCGAGCGCAAGACUGUGCAGCCCGCCCUCCUCAGUGCCUCGCCGGCCAGUGACCGGACUGCGUCACCCGCACCUGUGCCGCCCAUGAUGGACGCCCCGCCUGUGCGACCUGCCAUCGUACCUCACUCGAGCUUUGGCGGUUUGCGCAAAAAGGCCGCCGAGAAGCCCACAGCUAAAUCCAAGGGAUGGGACAGCAGUUCCGACGAGGACGACGACAAGAAGAAGACGCCGCCAGCGAGGAAGCCACUGCAGAUUGCUCACCCGGCGCCCAAGCAUGCGCCGCGUGACCGCAUCCCGUCCAUGAUCGCUACCAACGAGCCCGACAUGGAAGAGAUCACAUCGGACGACGAGGACGAGCCCUUGACACAGGUCCGCUCCAAGUCGCGCAGCUCGUUGCGUCCGUCCGUCUCCCGCAGCUCGCUUCGCCCCACCAUGUCGCGCCCCGGGUCGCGCUCGUCCAUGCACUCUACUCGAUCGCUCAAGACCAGCCCGCAGCCAGAGGUCGUGCCUCCGCUGCCAUCGUCUCGCCCCGGUGGCCGUUCCUCGGCUCCUCGUCCAGCCUCGUCCAUGACGAUUAUGAGCAAUGGAACCAGCUCCACGACCAGGCCGAUGUCUACUCACACUGUCACUGGCGCGUCGGCCACGCGGCCCCUGUCUACGAUGACUCUCCAGUCAUCGUCGUUGACUGCAAGUGCUUCCAAGUGGUCGCUGUCGUCUGCCGACUCGCCCAAGGACACGAGCUCGGACGAGACACUCGCUCGCUCUCCGCCCAUCGGCCCCCACUCGCGCUCUGGUGGCAAGGUGCCUCGUUCGUCUGUCAGCAGCGACAAGCUCCGUGCACCCCCCGUGCCCAUCCUCCAGCAGCCGUCUCCCCGCCACGACGCCGUGUCUACCUUGUCAGCCGCUGGCGAGACCCGCCACACCGCCUCGCCUGCCUCAUCCCGGUCGGGUCUCACGGGCGACUCGCAGGGCCCCCAGCCGAUGACACCCCGCUCCAUGGAGGCGGCGCGUCGUUCCUGGGCCCCCGCCGACGGUCCUCGUCCUCGCGGACAGAGCGAUGGCCCUGCCGCGUCUCGCCCGGCUACGGGUUACGGCGACUGGACCGGCAUGCCUGGCAUGCCUGGUAUGCCAGGUAUGCCAGCUGGCUUCCCCUACCCUGGCAUGGACAUGGCCUCUGCUCAGGCUGCCGCGAUGAUGCAGCAUCAAAAGCAGCAGUUCCAGCUCCAGUGGAUGGCCGCUGCCCAGCGCCACUUUGACGACGCUUGGGAGCGCGCUUCGAACGUCUCCAACGCCCAGACCGUCAGCGGCAUGUCAGGCCCCUCGUACGGCUACAGCUACGGGCCCUCUGUCCCCUCCGUCUCUGCCUUUUCUGGAUACGCUGGUGUACCGCAGCAGGCGUUCCCUCCCGGUGGUUAUCCGUACGGUUUCCCCUCGGGUCCAUUCCCAGGAAUGGGCGGAAUGCCGGGUAUGAUGGGCAUGCCAGGCAUGGGAGGUAUGCCUGGCCAGAUGCCUGGUCAGAUGCCUGGUCAGAUUCCUGGUCAGAUGCCUGGCAUGGGCAUGCCACCCGGUAUGCCUGGUGCCAGCAUGUACGGCUACGCACCGCCCGCGCAGUCGGUGUACGGUGGCGAGUUUGGACCCCCCGUCGUCCCCUUCCAGCGCGACGCCGGCCCCCCAUCCCCGGCAACAAGGCGUACCCGCCGCGGCUCGGGCGCGACAGAGCUCGGCGCCUCAUCCCAGCAACACCGCGACCGCGACCGCGGACAGCACCCGUCCCAGCGCCCCGCGUCCGUCGCGCACGCCGCGCCCAUGCCCCACUCGGCGUCGUCCGCGUCCCUCACGGGCAACAGCGGACCCACCCCACGCCGCUCCCUCCCGCACCAGCCGUCCCAGCAGCAGCUCCACUCGCGCCGCAUGAGCGGGCUGGCCAUGAGCGAAGUCGGCGGGCCUGGCGGCCCUCCCUCCAGCUGGCGCCGGGAAGACAACGACGCCACCCCGCGCAAGCGCGUCACCAACGCGUCUUAA
Messenger RNA from Apiotrichum porosum, 4551 nucleotides. RefSeq lists its product as uncharacterized. The record is from RefSeq and is a predicted model, not a curated record. NCBI's taxonomy places the organism in Eukaryota, Fungi, Basidiomycota, Tremellomycetes, Trichosporonales, Trichosporonaceae. Bases 1 to 4551 code for a protein of 1516 amino acids. The transcript is spliced from 2 exons.